GGCUAACUUUAUAUUUUAUUGCUGCGUUAUUUUUGUCGCAGUGUAGUGCAACAAUUAAAAGCGCAGCACACCAAAAAAACCGAAGGCACCCGAAGCCGCUAUGGCGUCUGGCCAGCGCGCGUUUGUUCAGAAACUGAGCAAACAAGCGAACGCGGAUGUCAGACGCCAGAUUGCGAGUACUGCAGCGGAGAGAGAUUUCGCUCAUGGAUUUGGCGGAACACAAGGCAGUGUUCCUCUCACUGAUGUUGUUGAGCCACUAGACUUUGAGGAGUUCCUUCAACAGCAUCAGGAUUUGUCUGAUCGUGAUGCCAUCAGUGACUUGCUAGACUUUCCCCCUGAUGAUGUAGAAGUUGGUAUCCUGCCGAGAAAAUGUCGAACCAUAGAGCCCAUUGUGCCAGAGGAGAACCCGGAAGACCUGGACUUCCACAUGAGGCAAUGCCUGCACACCUACACCUCUGACUGGGUAGUGGUGAGUCGGUGCUACCAGGGCCACAGCUCCAGCGUCAUCGUCAGGGAGGCUGCACUGGAGAGGGCAGCUGUUGUGCGCACCACACAGAAGCAGGAGUUCGAGGUGGACGUUUGUGACGAGUUAUCUCGCCAUUCACAGCAGCCCUCUCUCUCUCAGGGAGAAGACGUUCCGCCCUCGCCAGCAGACAGCAUUUCCUCUGUGGAGUUCCGGUGUGCCAGUGCAGCUGAGACUCCGCGUGGAAGUUGGGCCAGCAGCGUCUUCGACCUGCGCAAUUCGGCGGCCGAUCCACUGGUGCCAUCCCUGCUUGAACGCACGCCUCCAGAAGAAUUGGAUCACCGGAAUGCGGCUCAGCGUCUCGAAAGGCGUCACGAUGCCCUGUUUGAGCUGUACCCCCUCCAGGAUGAGGAGGAAAUCAUUGAAAGGCGGAUGCCUGCUGAGCCACCACGUGAACACAUGGCUCACCGAAUUCUGGUUCGAUGCCUGGCUCUCAAACUUGAGCUGGAGGUUGAGCCAAUCUUUGGAAGCAUGGCCAUUUAUGAUGCCAAAGAGAAAAAGAAGGUUUCGGAGAACUUUUACUUCGACAUGAACUCUGAACCUAUGAAGAGGAUGCUCUCUGACCACAUUCCUUACCACGACAUCUCGACGCUUUGUCGAUCUUGCAUCUUCAACAUCACAUACCCAUCACCUGACCUGUUUCUAGUCAUCAAACUUGAGAAAGUUCUACAGGGAGACAUCAACGAAUGUGCAGAGCCUUACAUGAAGGAUGAGAAGAACAAGGACAAGGUUCGUGCCAAUGCUCUGGCAACAUGCAAGCGCCUGGGCAAGUACCGCAUGCCCUUUGCGUGGACAGCAGUCUACCUGCUCAAUGUGCUGACAGGGGUCAACAGCCUCGACAAGGACAGUGGCAGCGAUCGAGAUAGCAUUGGCUCAAAUAACACCCUAGGUCGACGUGGCUCUCUGGAACGACGGGCUGGAUCCGAGAAGCGUCGCAGCUGGUCUCCGGAUGACUUUGCUAACAGCCUUGACACUUUUCGCCCGGUUACCCUCACUGUGUCAAGCUUUUUCAAGCAGGAAAGUGACAGACUGAGAGAUGAAGAUCUGUACAAGUUCCUUGUGGACCUCAAGCGGUCAGGCUCAAUGCUGAAAAGACUCAAAAGCAUUCCAGGCACACUGCGCCUGGACAUAUCCCCGUGUGCGGAGGAAGUACGGUACUGCCUAAGCCCAGAGUUGGCGCGUCUUCAUCCAUACCCGGACGAGAAAGGCCGCCCAACGAAGGAGAUGCUCGAGUUUCCCUUGCGCGAUGUCCUCAGGCCAGAGUACAUCUACCGAAACCUUCUCUACAUCUACCCUCGCUCACUCAACUUUGCCGGCCGGCCAGGCUCAGCGCGCAACAUUGCUUGCCGCGUGCAGCUCCUCUGUGGAGAGGACGAGGUUACCUGCGCUCUUCCUGUGCUUUUUGGUAAAUCAAGCUGUCCUGAAUUUGUCACCGAAGUCUACACCACGGUGACAUACCACAACAAGUCUCCUGACUUCCAUGACGAGGUCAAGGUGAAAUUGCCGGCCAAGCUCACAGACAGACAUCACCUGUUCUUCACAUUCUACCACAUAAGCUGUCAACGCAAAGUGGAGCAGACCACGCCAACUGAAACUCCUAUUGGCUACACUUGGUUGCCGCUGUACCAUGAUGGGCAGCUGCAAACGGGAGACCAGUUGCUGCCAGUGAUGCUGGAGCACCCUCCAGCAAGCUACUCCUUCCUUACUCCUAGCGUCCAGAUUCCCAACACCAAGUGGGUCGACGGCCACAAGGGGCUCUUUGACAUUUCCUUACAGCCAGUCUCCACUGUCCAUCCUCAGGAUGAGCACCUAGACCGGUUCUUCCAGCUCUGCACUGCUGUCGAGUGCGGCCACGUGCCACAGCGUCUUCUCAAUGGCGAGACGGCAGAGACCAUGCUACGGGCUAGCCUUAUGGAGCUCGUGAAAUGCAAGCCGGGCCCGCUUGUCCGUUUCCUGCCAACCAUUCUGGAUGCACUCGUACGGCUUCUUGUGCAGCCGCCUCGGCUUGGGGGCCAGCCAUUCAACCUUGGGCAGGCUGCGUUCCAAGCACUGGCUGCUGUGGCUGAUUCAGUGGUGAAACUUUUGGAUGAUCGCAAUGACAUUCAUGGACGGAAUGCCCUGCUGGCCACCUACAUCCAGUACCAGUGCACCUUGCCCCAUCCCGAGCCAUACCUGCCGUCACCUUCCAAUGACGGACCGUCACCUCCAUUUCCUGGAUCUGUAUGCAGCCCAGCUGGGCAUCCAGCAUGUUCUGUGCCUCUGUCGAAAUCUCCCCAUGGUCGCAGCAGCAGCAACCCAGACCUUGCAAGCUCGAGUGCUUCGAGCCUGGCACACAUUGAGUCAGACUCGGACGUCAGCACAGUUGUGGCACGGCCCCUAGACCGCACGGCCAGCAUGCGACCCGCCAACGGGACGGCCUCAUCACCCCUGAGGUCACCUCCGCCACGGAAGUUGGUGCACGAGGAGCUCGUUCUCCAGUGGGUGGUGUCCAGCGGAACUGCUCGAGAACUGGCACUCAACAACACAUGGUUCCUGUUGGAGCUGGUGAUCAAGAGCAUGACUCAGCACCUUGCUGCCACGGGCCGACUUCAGGCACCACGCAGGGCGAGAUUCAGCAGUCGCUUUGUGGACGAUGUCACGACCUUGGUGACCUCACUGACAUCUGACGUUAUUAGCCGCUGCCACCGAGAGGUGCGGGAUUUCCGGAACGUCCAGAACCUUAACAACAGCCUGGCCUUCUUCCUACACGACCUGCUGUCUGUCAUGGACCGUGGAUAUGUCUUCAAGCUGAUCAAGGCCUUCUGCAAGCAAGUCUCAGCCAAGAUCCAGUCUCUGCCUGAUGCAAGCAGCCUGGCAUCAUUGAAGCUUGACUUCUUGCGUGUGCUGUGCAGUCACGAGCACUUUGUGACCCUCAACCUGCCCUUUGCAACCCCGCUGACCCCUUCACCAGCGACGUCUCCUUGCCCAAGCAUUGCAUCAUCCCAGGGCUCUGUGGUGUCCAGCUCUACUCUCACAGACCGGGGCAGCGCCUUUGCUGAGCUGUCACCUGAAUUUCGGCAGCAACAUUUUCUUGUGGGCCUGGUUCUGGCUGACCUUGCAACUACCUUGCAAACCAGCAACUCACACCUACAGGCCAAGGCUGUCAACAUGGCUCGAAACCUGCUGACAGUGCAUGAUUGGGAUCCACGUUUUACCGACCUGGACGUUGUCCGACCAAGGGUUGCUGCCCUUUACUUGCCUCUAAUUGCCGUAGUGGUGGAUGCUCUACCAUGUCUGUUUGAAUGGCAGCCUGAAGCAAGAGUUCGUAUUGCAGAAAGUACAGAACCAAAUUCCAAGCACCGUCCGCCGUCCAUUCAUCAAGCAGUUGCCAAUGCAAUUGCUGGUUCAUCUGUGCCUUGGCGGGAUAGCCCUGAACAUGGAAAUGCCUAUGCUCAGGGCCAGCAGAGCCAGCUGAAGGAAGAGGCCACCAGGCACCUCUUGGUCUGUUUCCUGUGGGUGCUCAAGAAUGCCGACCAGCGCACGCUGCGCCAGUGGUGGGCCGACUGGCCUCUUCACCGCCUGCAGCGCCUGCUCGACGUCCUCUACAUCUGCGUCUCCUGCUUCGAGUACAAGGGAAAGAAGACAAUGCGCAAGUUUGCCCAGCAGACACUGAGGAAGACAUCGGACAUCAAGUCCAAGCUAGAAGAUGCCAUCCUGGGCCACUCUAGUGCACGCAGUGAGAUGAUGAUGCGACGCCGUGGAAACAAUGCUGGGGUGGUUGGAGGAGAACGUAGCGGCACACCACAGACACCAGCACAGGGUGACCGGCUGAGGUGGCGCAAGGACCUAACACAGUGGCGUCACGGCUCAGAAAAUUAUGACAGACCGAAGGUUGAAGUUGAAAUGGAGGCCCACAUUGAAGGGAACCUGUCCACUGAAGCGACAGCAACAAUCCUUGACGUGCUUGAACUGAUCAUACAGGUGGUAUCUCAGUCGGAUGCACAACAAAGCGUGCUGGGCACCGUGCUGCGUGUCCUUUUGCAUGCCCUGGACUGCAACCAGAGCACUCUGGUGCUUCAGAACCUGUUUGCUACGCAACGAUCACUUGUCUUCAAGUUUCCUGAGCUUCUGUUUGAGGAAGAGACGGAGCAGUGUGCUGACCUAUGCCUGCUUCUCCUGCGGCAUUGCAGCUCCUGCAUCAGCAGCGUGCGAUCCCAGGCCUCCGCCUCACUCUACCUCCUGAUGCGCCAGAACUUUGAGAUUGGAAAUAACUUUGCAAGAGUCAAGAUGCAAGUGACAAUGUCACUGAGCUCGCUUGUUGGGACAAGCCAGACAUUCAACGAGGAAUUUCUGCGCAAGUCACUCAAGACUAUCCUAGUCUAUGCCGAAGAAGAUGUGGAACUCCAGGAGACUACAUUCCCAGAGCAGGUUCGGGACCUGGUGUUCAAUCUGCACAUGAUACUGUCGGACACGGUGAAGAUGAAGGAGUUUCAAGAAGACCCUGAGAUGCUGCUUGACCUUAUGUACCGCAUCGCGAAAGGCUACCAGAACUCGCCCGACCUGCGACUCACCUGGCUUGCAAACAUGGCACAGAAGCACACAGAGAGGGGUAACCACACUGAGGCAGCACAGUGCCUCGUUCACUCAGCAGCUUUAGUAGCUGAGUACUUGCACAUGCUGGAGUACAAGCCACACCUGCCCAUAGGAUGUGUUUCCUUCGAGAAUGUGUCUCAAAACAUUCUGGAAGAGAGUGCAGUGUCGGAUGACGUGUUGUCCCCAGACGAAGAAGGCAUAUGCACUGGGAAAUACUUCACUGAGAAUGGGCUUGUCGGUCUGCUGGAGCAGGCAGCCAACUCAUUUUCCUUGGCCGGUAUGUACGAAGCAACAAAUGAGGUGUACAAGAUCCUAAUACCCAUUGCUGAGGCACAACGAGACUACAAGAAGCUUGCCAACAUUCAUAACAAGCUUCAUGAAGCUUUCACCAAAGUUGACCAGCAGGCUGGCAAGAGAGUCUUUGGCACAUAUUUUCGUGUUGGGUUCUAUGGCCCACGGUUUGGAGACUUGGAUGGGGAGGAGUUCAUCUACAAGGAACCUCUGACCAAACUGCCAGAAAUUUCGCACAGACUAGAGAACUUCUACUCAGAACGGUUUGGCUCCGACUAUGUGGAGGUCAUCAAGGAUUCAAACAUGGUGGAUGUUUCAAGGCUUCAUCCAGAAAAAGCGUACAUCCAGAUAACCUAUGUGGAGCCCUAUUUUGACAUGUAUGAAUUGCGAGAGCGGGUGACACACUUUGACAAGAACUACAACAUCAGGCGCUUCGUCUAUGCCACACCUUUCACAACUGACGGUCGAGCCCACGGUGACCUCCACGAGCAGUUCAAACGGAAAACUAUUGUAACCACAGCAAAUUCUUUUCCAUAUGUAAAAACGCGCAUCCAGGUCAUUGAGAGGACACAGAUUGUCCUUCGGCCAAUUGAAGUGGCCAUUGAGGACAUCCAGAAGAAGACAGCCGAGCUAUCGCGGGCGACACGGCAGGAGCCGGCUGACCCCAAAAUCCUGCAGAUGGUGCUGCAGGGUUGCAUGGGCACUACCGUCAACCAGGGGCCUCUCGAGGUGGCUCUUGUCUUCCUCGCUGACUUGCUCGACCCUUCACGUGCCCCCACACCACCACAGCACAAACUAAGACUCUGCUUCCGUGACUUCAGCCGCAGGUGCUUUGAGGCAUUGCGUAAGAACAGGACCCUCAUUGGACCUGACCAGCGGGACUACCAGAAGGAACUGGAGCGCAACUACAAUCGUUUCAGUGAACGGCUGCAACCCAUGAUACGGAACAACAGUGCCUCUCCAUUUUGGGCAAAAGGAAACUUGCUGCGGCAGCCAUUGCAAGAGCCCUGAUGUGCCGCAGGUGAUGUUGUAAACAAGUAACAUAUGACAGUGAUGUCAGCCUAGGUUUUACUUUAGCCAUUGAGAGCAUUUUGCCAAAGCCAUUCAGGAGCCAAUAGCGCAGUGUUUUUUAAAUAGCUCCAACCACGAUCUAUUUUCAAAGCAACUGAUUGGGUGAAAUUUGAGUGCUUCUCAUGUGCCUACAUUUUUGAGCAUGUAAGGAUGUGCAGUGAGGUGUGUGCCUUGUGAAAUGUUGUUUCAUUUGUGCAUCUAUGCAGUUCAAGUUUCAUUACUACCAUUGUGCAGUAUUUCCUGUGAUCUCUUUUAAGUAACCAAAUGAAGUCGUAGAAAUACAUAUGCUUUAAUUUCAGUGAGCAUAACUGCUCACAUAAUGGUUCUUUCAUUUGCAUAGAGGCGGUCAUGCUGAGCCGUGCGGUUUCAUUUGUUUACAAGUUUGCUUUAAUGCUCAUUUUUAAUUUAUAGCAGCAAUUGUCCUUAAUUUUGCAUUUCACAUUCUUUAGCUUUGUUUGGGACCACUGGGUGUACUACUUAAAGAAAUCAACUAAGCACAAGUUCCAAGCACUGCCAUAGCCAGUUUUGCAUUGCUUCAGAAAUGCAAAUGCUGUUAAAACACAUCUGUAUUCUGCAUUCACUCCAGGUACUGUGCUUUGAUUGUUUCAUCUCCUGGUGCUAACAACCGGUGAAAUGGCGAAGCCAUUCUCAAUAUAGUGUGUUAUACUGCCCUUCUUGACUCAAAGCAGUGAAAGCAUGCAUGAAUGGAUAGUCAAUGCAAUUUCACUGAGAAGCACAUUGGAGAGCUCAGUAUUUUGUAACACGCUUUAACGUUCGUGCAUUUAUUUCUGCUUGGGUUGAAGUUGUUUAACUUUAGCACUUAGGAGAAUAAUGUGUUCAUAUUUAACUGACUCAGGCUUUCAUUUUAUCUUCAGACGUAUUGUACACUUAUAGUUCUGUUUUGAAAUUGUUCAUUUCACUGUGUUAAUGGAUUUUAUUGCAGUGUAAUAAAGAAAACAAAAGAAAAUAAUGUCUUUCGUGCUCUUCACAUAUGAAUAAGCUGAACACCUGGCAAAAGGAGGGAAACGACUUUCGUAACUACGGGAAGAUCUUGUUGGCUCUGUGUGGCAUCUGGGCCUACAGAGUCACAAAGUACCUCUCGUAUACAAGCCAGGUGCUGUUUUAGUGAGCACACUUUCAUCUUGCUGAUUUCGUCAGUAACUUAAAACAACAACCAUUGCACCUUUCAGUGCCGUAGGUGCACAUUUCAAUUGAAUGUUCUAGUUCAGUGGUCCUGCUAAAGGUGGUGAGUUGUGCAGAUUGCAUCACCUAAUGUACAGUUCGCAUCAAAUGUUUACAGAUUGUGGGAUCUGAGAACACAUUGAAUUUCGGAGCUGCUUGUAACCAUGGCCACUAAGACUGCAACACUAUGUUGUUAGCUUAAACUAGUGCAGGAUGGAAAUAUGAGUACCAAGCCGCCAAAAUAUUCAGCUGUUUCUCCAAUUGUGUGCUUUGUACACAUUUAGCACCGACUGUACUAGGAGGGGUAAGAUGCAACGUUAAUAACAUAAACACAACAAUGUCAGUCGUCGCAGCAUCUGCAAAGUGUUGUCUUCAGCCAUUUCACUGCUUCAUUGUUUGCUUAAAUUGCUAUUCAGCAAAGGAGCAAAGAUACUCAUGCAUGUGCUGCACUUACAACUAAUGUGCUGGUAUUUCUCAUUGUUUAAGUCCUGAAAAAGUUCAGGCAUUCUUGUUUCUUCAUUGUGCAGGAGCCAUUCUGAGAUAACAAGCUGAAGCUUACAAAGUGACGGCGGGUCUAAUUUCAUAGAAGGCUUUGUCAUAUAUGGGACAACAAAGAAAUCUCAAAGGCCCUCGCAAAAGCUGAUGGCAAGCUACCGCCAUCACUGGAAACAAACAUUGCUGCAAUAUAUUGUAGCUAGGUAGGGCUGCGGUCGCAUGUGCACUGUAUAUGUCCUAGCCAUGAGAGUAAACUAUCUCCCAUACCUGGCUCAAUACUUAAGGCCACGAAUGAAUUUGAGUUCAUGGGAAGGUGGGACCGAGUGGUAAAAUUAAGCAAGCAGCUAAAUGGGAUGUGUGCAAAGUGUAUUGAAUGGCUUAGAAUGAAUAAAUGUGGGUGCGGUGUUAUGUAUUGUAUUUUUGGUGUUAAGUGUUGUGCAUUAAGUUAAGUUUAUCUUGCACUCUUCAAAAGUGAAGUGUGUAUGUGAGAGGUCUGGCUUCCUUAGGGAGAAUAUGUGAAGUCAUUUUUUUUUUUUUACUGUAACACUGAACUUAAAAAUAAUGCAGCAUUGUUUGGGGUUCACAAAGCGCUACCAGGUUCACUAAUGUGUUUGUGUGUGUGGCGUUAGUACAGUGAACUAGAAUUAAAGCAUGAAUACAUGUGGGUGAUGACAGCAGCAAGAUGAUGACGAUAGUUACAGUAAUUGCAUGAUUUCUACAAAUGAUUGAAUUCAUGUGAACAAGUGGCAUGGAGGAUCAAGAUGGGUAAGAAAUGCAGAAACUAAAUUGUCACUGACAGCAGCAUGUAGUAUCACUUGGAGGACACAAACGGGUGACUUCACAGCGAUACUGCAGCACAACCUGAAGGCCGUGUCCUUUUAUAGCCAUUCAGAUGAGUGGCAUGGUCGGUCUCGUCGCAAAGGCAGGGGUGUCUCCUUGGAGCAUGCCUUUGUAGCCGUGACAGGCAAACAGGAAAAUACCGGUAUGAGUAUGACUUCCAACGCCUGUAGAAUUUGCAGUGUAUUGCUAUCCGUUUUCGCAGUUCUGUACAUGGCAGUGUGCGCAUUUUCGAGUCUCGUGAUUGCGUGUAAUAACACGUAAGCGUUUGAUCGCCCCAUGCAUUUUUGCACCUGUCUUACGACACUAUGCAAUGCUGUAGCAAAUUUCACUGUGUAUUCCACUGUUAGAAGAGAAAAAAUUCGCUUAAGAAACGAUCGUGUGUUGACGGUUUCUGUGUUGUCAUCUGGGAUGACAGAUUUAUGACGUGGUGAUUCUAAACAAAAAUAAACAGGCUCGAAAGUUGGUA
Dermacentor albipictus is the source of this 9440-nucleotide messenger RNA. It is a transcript of the gene Zir, whose product is annotated as dedicator of cytokinesis. The record is from RefSeq and is a predicted model, not a curated record. Lineage: Eukaryota; Metazoa; Arthropoda; Arachnida; Ixodida; Ixodidae. Gene Ontology annotation, molecular function: guanyl-nucleotide exchange factor activity. Gene Ontology annotation, biological process: small GTPase-mediated signal transduction; positive regulation of GTPase activity.